CCUCUGCCCCGUCUGUUCUGGUACAGUACAUCACUGUAACAACCUGCGCCUACAGAUCAGCCCCCUCCUCCCUUCGCGUGGCCAUGUCGGUGCCGACCGGUUCGUCAACCGCAUCGUGGCUUGGUCCGAACCACAUGCAACAUGUAGGCGAGUACACCUUCACACUCUACCGUCCGAGGCUGAAAUCGACGUUGGUUGAGCCAGAAAUGGCCUACUACCAGCUCGUCGAAGCUUGCGAUGCCGUAGCUGCAAGCUUCGACGACGUGCGGGUUUCUGAAGACGACGACACUACUGCCAUUACAAUCAAAGUUUUCCCGGUCAAUUCCGGCGCCGAGGCGUUCCAAGCGACCAUGCAGGUCAUCAACUCGUCGCAAGUCACGGAACUUGGCAUCGACUAUACCUGCCGCCCUCAGAGCAUCGAUCUUCCCCUGGGCGCCAUCCUUCACCGCCUUGACUUGCCGUUCCUCCGACGCCUCCGAAUACCUUGGCCAUAUGAGCGGUUCUUCCUCCGCGAGAUCGUGCUCGACUCCGCCGCAAGCUUCUUUACCCUCUGGUAUCAUAUGGUUGAGAUUCACGCUCUCAUCGAAUUGAACGAGGGGAUCAGCUCGCUGUGCCUACGUGGACGCUCAAAGGGCUGUCAGACCCGCUGCGUGUGCUGGAGCCACAUACAUGUGCUGCAGCAGCAUCGCCUGUACCCUUCCAUCCGUGAUCUCCUAGCUUCGCGCCGGCAGCGCGAACGAUCGAUUCAAGCGAAAGCACUCGGUAUCCUGGCAGUAGGAUACUUGAGCCACCCUGGCACCAUAUCCUCUUCAAGACCUACCCUCGCGGACCUUCCCCUCGAGGUGGUGGAGCUCGUCGUCGACUACGCAUGCGCUGAGGACUUCAACCACGCCCAGACGAAGCGCCUCAAGGAGCUCGCUUUCGACCCGUCACACUUGGCUACCAGGGCGAAAUCGUUGAAAGACCUUGAAGGGGAUGCGUUUUCCGACGCGCUCGAGGAGUGGAUGAGCGCCGAGGGAUUAGUGUACAACCCCUGUGUGCCCGGCGAGCGUGGGGUCCCAGCCGGCCCAUCAACUGGGGAGAAGGGCGUCUCACUAGAGGCUCACGGCGGUAUCGGCCCUCAGUCCAUGUCAAUGUAA
Vanrija pseudolonga is the source of this 1139-nucleotide messenger RNA. RefSeq lists its product as uncharacterized. The record is from RefSeq and is a predicted model, not a curated record. NCBI's taxonomy places the organism in Eukaryota, Fungi, Basidiomycota, Tremellomycetes, Trichosporonales, Trichosporonaceae. The transcript is spliced from 3 exons. The coding region runs from base 84 to 1139 and encodes 351 amino acids.